AUGGCUAGCAAUCUCGCAGCUUAUUUUGCUGAACAGAGUCAAAAGCAGCAAAGCUCUAAGUUGAAUAAUUCAACAGACAAGAAAGAUGGCGGCACAGACGAUAUGGGACCGAGUACGUCUAUGGCAGUAGAGGCAGCAGACGAUGAUAGCUUUGAAAGAUCCACAUACAACCUGAAGAGAACAAGGUCGAUGGGACUUCUAGAUGAUUAUAUUGAUCCCACAAAGAAACUACUGGGUAAAACGGACAAUGAGGUAAAUAAAAAGAAUGAUAGCACAAACGCGGCAACUAAUGACAAUGACGAAGACAAUGAUAAUGGCAAAGGUAAAGGUAAAGCCAAAGAUAUUAAUGGCAAAGGUAAAAGCAAAGACAAAGAUAACGAGAAGUACAAAGGCAAAGACAAAGACGAACACAAGUAUGAUGAUACCCAUGGUGUCGAAAAUAAGGAUACCGACAAGUUUCUUGAGAAAAACAAUAGCAAAUAUGAAUACGAAGAUGAUUACAACUCAGAUAGCAACAGUUUAGACAGUGAAGAGAGUGAUGAGAGCGAUAACGAAAGUGAAGAUGACAGGUAUGACUACGGUAACGAUGAGGAUUAUCAAGAUGACGGUUUGCAAAGGUAUGAAAGCUAUAGUAGGCAAGAUUCUUCAUCAUCAUCAGUGUCACCACCUCCUGCGGAUAAUGACAAUUUUCUCAUGCCGCAAGAUGACAACGAUCUUUUUGAAGAACCAGAAAGGCAUGUUGAUUAUCUAUCUCAUGAUUGGAAUGAAUCAGAAAUAUCAAGUUCCUGGAAAUAUAUCAUACUGAAAAAAAAGAAAAAAAAUGAAGAUCUAGUUAAUGCUGCAAGGCUGGAGAAUGCAUCCUGGAGAACAUGGGCAAAAGCAAGAAAUCAUUUGAAAACCGUUUCACCAGAGGUUGUUAAUUGGUCAAAGGAUUCAGACGUUACGUGGUUGUAUGGUCCUAUUAUUCGUGGAACCGAUAACGGCGCCGGUGAAUACGUUGAGAUAGGAUAUGGUUCUGAUGAUGAAACAUCGAAGAGAUUAACUACUAAAAAAUCUAGAAAAAAAAAAUCGAAGUCUUCUAACUCGUCGUCAUCCUCUUCUACUGCAUCUGCAACACCAAAGCCAAUUUUAAAAAAAAGAAGUGUUACCGAGAUCAUCAAAGAGAAUUCUCUUUGGAAAUUGAAUGAAGCAAGGAAACAUAUCAAUGACUUAAGGUAUGCUUCUACAAGGCACAUGCGUGAUGAUUACGAUGAUUACGAUGCAUUAGCAGCAAAGGUUAAUGCACAGUACUAUCAAACCCCCAAUAAAGAUCAAGAUUCAAAUGAAUAUAAACAAAAUAUGGAACGUUCGCAAAUUAUUGAUGUCAAGUCUGGAAAAAUUACAGCUGAUAGCGACGUACCGAAGAAUGAUUCAAGCAACGCUUUGCAUCAGAUCACUUCUCGGGAUCCAUCAAUAAGAGGUUCAGAUCAUUUUGAAAAUGAAAAUCAAGCAAAAGAAGACACAGCACCGUCAGGUAUAUUAAACUCGCCAAAUCAUAGUAAAGAUGUAUCUAAUAGUGGAAAGAUACAAAAAGAUAGGCAUAUCCAUUUCAACGAUCGUGUUGAACAGUGCAUGGCCAUUGGGCGUACGUUUUCAAAUAGCGAUUCAAGUGAUGAUGAAGAUUAUGGUGAAAACACGUAUGCUGCUCAACAAAAUGGUACAGGUACUUUUUUUAGCUCGGACGAUCAAUUGAGAUCAGGUGCUGCAGCUCACGUCGAAGAUAGAUCAGCAUCCUCCUCUGAUAACGAUCAAGACGAAGAUGAUGAUGAAGAUGAUAAUGCAGGCCUGUUUAUCAAUCCUACUAUGAGUAGAAGAGCCGAUUCCAAUGCACACUACUCAGCAACCGAUACUUCAUCACAAAGUUCUGCUCAAUCAAAACUAGGACUAGACCCAAUAAUUAAACUUCUUCCCGCAACAACCUUGAAUUACGGCUCUGAUGAUGAAGCAUCAGAUAACAGUGACUUCAAUGGCAGUUAUGGUAAUGCUAUAUCGCAUAAUGUUAAUACCUACAGAGGUUAUGAUUACAUGUACGAUUAUAAUUCCGUUUAUACGGGUGACACCUCCAAUUUCCUCCCAGUCGAUAAUUGUGACGUAGUCGAUCUCCCAGAAGGACUGAACCUACACAGUGCUAUGGCUUCUGACACUGCAUCCAAUUACGAACUGAAUCACUCUAUAUCCUCAACAAAUGGAAGUGGGCUUUCUGGCCAGUCAACUUCUCAUAACAGAGAUUCGAUGUAUCAUGAUACAGAUAGUGAUUCAUUGAACAGUGGAGACGAGUUCAUUGAAAAUUCCGUGGAAAAAAGCAGUGAUGAUGACAAUUAUGAUGAUGGUGAUGAUAAUGAUGGUGACGAGAAACCAGCUGAUGAUUCUGCUGUCCACCAGGAAGAAAAAGAUGGUCGUUCUGAUCAGGCUAAAGAUAAGGAAGAUGACAGUAACUCAUUGAAGAGAACAGUCUCAUUCGGGAAAAAUAAUUCUUGUUCUGCAAAAGAUUUACGAAAGCAGCCAUCUAACACAUCGUUGAAGCCUCCUACGACUAGAAGUUUUAUUUCUGGCCAACCUCUUGUUACUUCAAAUAAUUCCAAAAGCUCACCCAGUCAUUCAAAUGAGACUUCAAGACCAAAGAUCUCCUCAGUUCACUCAUCAUCGUCCUCAACAUCAUCAAGACCGCGCUUUGUGAAGCGUAACUCUUCAUCCUCGAACUUUAUAUUUCUAUCUGACAGCGAUGACAGUAAUGACGAGGACGACGGUAAUGAGUCCUUAGAGGAGAAUCAAGUUUCAGAUUAUGACUCCUCACUGCGAUACAAUAAGCUGCCAAAUUCGGAUGAAGUUACUCAUAUAAGCUCUUCGUUACCAGCGUUGAAGGACAAUUCCAAAAACGCAGCUCCUCAAAGCACAACUAUAAAACCGGCUUUAGAUUCUAAUGCUCCAUCUACAUCUCCCUUAUCUUCUGACUUAUCGAAGAUUAUAAGAAUCAAGAAUUCAUCUUCUCCUCCCGAGGCAAAAUCCAGUGACGUCGCCAUAUCUGGUAGCUUUUCGCCUCUAUAUGAUUCAGUCAAGUCAAUUACAGCCAAAAAAGGCAUAUUGAACAAAGGAAACGCGACGGAUUUGCAUGAGAUGAACAAAAACCUUGAAGAUUAUCACAUCGAUGAGAAUUCGAACGAGAGGUCUCCUGCCAAUGUAAAUACGAAUCAAGGCUCGACUGAAAGUGUGCACAAGAUGAUGCAAAAUGCCAGAGAUAUCGCACAAAAAUAUCUGCAUUCAUGGAAAAAAGUGGAUGGAAAGCAAGAAGAUACCAGAAAGGACGUUCUAAAUCAUCGUUAA
This is a messenger RNA of Zygotorulaspora mrakii, 3360 nucleotides long. It is a transcript of the gene REG1, whose product is annotated as protein phosphatase regulator REG1. The record is from RefSeq and is a predicted model, not a curated record. The transcript has a single exon. Bases 1 to 3360 code for a protein of 1119 amino acids. NCBI's taxonomy places the organism in Eukaryota, Fungi, Ascomycota, Saccharomycetes, Saccharomycetales, Saccharomycetaceae. Gene Ontology annotation, biological process: cellular response to glucose starvation; protein catabolic process in the vacuole.